Messenger RNA from Castor canadensis (American beaver), 760 nucleotides. It is a transcript of the gene Dynlt1, whose product is annotated as dynein light chain Tctex-type 1. Gene Ontology annotation, cellular component: cytoplasmic dynein complex; cytoplasm. Gene Ontology annotation, biological process: microtubule-based movement. NCBI's taxonomy places the organism in Eukaryota, Metazoa, Chordata, Mammalia, Rodentia, Castoridae. Gene Ontology annotation, molecular function: dynein intermediate chain binding. The record is from RefSeq and is a predicted model, not a curated record.
AAGUGCGCUUGCGCCGUCCGCUCUCCUCCGGGUGGCGGAGGCUACGCGCAGGAGGAAAGAUGGAAGACUAUCAGGCUGCCGAGGAGGCCGCUUUCGUUGUUGACGAAGUAAGCAACAUUGCGAAAGAGGCUAUAGAAAGUGCCAUCGGUGGUAACGCUUACCAGCACAGCAAAGUCAAUCAGUGGACUACAAAUGUCGUGGAACAAACCUUAAGCCAACUCACCAAGCUGGGAAAACCAUUCAAAUACAUUGUGACCUGUGUAAUUAUGCAAAAGAAUGGAGCUGGAUUACACACAGCAAGUUCCUGCUUCUGGGACAGCAGUACUGACGGGAGCUGCACUGUGCGGUGGGAGAACAAGACCAUGUACUGCAUCGUCAGCGCCUUUGGGCUGUCCAUCUGACCUCGUCCAGCCUGUGACUCUUCUUGUCUCCGCAUUUCUACUCCGUAUUCUAACCACCAGCCGUGAAGUCAGUGGACACCUUUCUCCUCUUUAAGUGUGUGUUUUGUGGCACUCUCAAAAUGUAGAGAAAUAAACCAAAUGACCACACUGUUCUACAAACUGGGCACUGUUAAGUCAGAUUAAUAAUUCUCUGUAGUAGUCUGAAUCCUGUAUUGCCACUUGUCUUAACUAUUUCUUUUCAAAGGUGCUAAAAACUGAAAUCUGCUAGUGGGAAACUUUCUCUGCUUUCUGAAAUGAUUCAAAUACACUAAUUUUCCAUACUUUAUACUUUUGUUAGAACAAUAAAUUAUUCAAAUUUA